AUGGCCCCCCAUCCUCUCUUCCCUGAUCUCGAGGCGUCCGUCCUUGUCGACCAUCGCCCCGUCCCUGAACUGUACGACCGUGAAGAUGCUAAUCUCCAAACCAAGAUAGUGUACAUCAAGUCCGAAGCAGGCGAGCAGUUCGGCAUCCGCUACUUCAUUCCCGGCUACCUGUUCGAGCACCACAGCAUCAAGGCCAUAGUCAACAUCGACGGCGUAGACAUGCGCAAGUUCAUCUUCGAGAGGCACAACUACGACUACUACGGCGUCUCGAGACAUAUAUAUGCCAGCAGCGCGAAGGCAGGCCGCAGCUUCAUGGGCCAGCGCUUCCGCUUCGCUUCUUUGGACACUCACGACGAGAGGGAAGCGAUUGACUACCAGCUUCGAGAGCAAUUGGCGCAUACGGGCGUCAUCUCGAUCGCAUUUCAUAAGGUCACCAACGUACGCAUGGCGGGCGCAUGGAAGGAAGUGCCGUCCAUGUAUCAGUACGACAAGGUCCCUGAGAAGGCAUUGAAAGGCUCAUCUGUUUCGCACAAGACUACACUUGACCCGCUUGAGCGCAUCGCACCUGUCAAGCUUAUGGAGGCUGACUACGUCGAUGGAGAAGGCCGUCCGUUUGCCGUCAUCGAGUUCAGAUACCGUUCUACAGCUGCUCUGAAGUCCCUCGCUAUCCUCCCCCGGUCAUCGAGUCCAGUACCCAUCAAGGAUGUGGUGUCAGAAGAGGAAGUGAGCAAGAUCUAUGUCAAGAAAGAAGAGGCUGAGACACGCAAGCGCGACCGUGCCGAAGAUGAUGAUGAUGAUGAUGAUGAUGACGAGGACGUGGAGAUGGUGGAUGAGAGGCCCGUGAAGCGACGUUGCUUCCCAAACAGCAACGAUGAAGUCAUCUUGCUCGACUGA
Messenger RNA from Alternaria atra, 894 nucleotides. RefSeq lists its product as uncharacterized. NCBI's taxonomy places the organism in Eukaryota, Fungi, Ascomycota, Dothideomycetes, Pleosporales, Pleosporaceae. The coding region runs from base 1 to 894 and encodes 297 amino acids. The record is from RefSeq and is a predicted model, not a curated record. The transcript has 4 exons.